Messenger RNA from Mycosarcoma maydis (corn smut), 1194 nucleotides. RefSeq names its product putative H(+)-transporting V1 sector ATPase subunit C. The transcript has a single exon. Bases 1 to 1194 code for a protein of 397 amino acids. Gene Ontology annotation, molecular function: proton-transporting ATPase activity, rotational mechanism. Gene Ontology annotation, cellular component: vacuolar proton-transporting V-type ATPase, V1 domain. The record is from RefSeq and is a predicted model, not a curated record. NCBI's taxonomy places the organism in Eukaryota, Fungi, Basidiomycota, Ustilaginomycetes, Ustilaginales. Gene Ontology annotation, biological process: proton transmembrane transport.
AUGCCGUCCGAUUUGGCGUACUGGAUCAUCUCGGUGCCAUUGGAGGAUUCGGAUCCACACCGAAUGUUUUCGGAGCUGGGAAGCAAGCUGCUCUCGGAUGGCGGAUCGGCUUCCAACGAUUUUGGCCAACUCUCGUUGCCACCGUUGAAAACAGGCACUCUGGAAUCGCUCAUCUCGCUCAGCGAAGAGCUGCCCAAGCUCGAUGCGCAGCACACGCAGAUUGUGGCCAAGAUCAUCGAAACGCUGCGUGCGCUGCUCAACAACGACCAAGCAGCGCUGGCACAGCAUGUGCUCGUCAACGAGCAGAGUUUGGACGACUACAUGCUCAGUUGGGCAUGGAAUACGCGCAAGUACCGUGUAGACAGGGGAUUGAGGGAGAUUGUCGAUACCUUGUCAAAGGAGCUGAAUAGCAUCGACAGCGUCAUGAAGCACAAACUGGCCAAUUACAAUGCGGCCAAAGGCCAGCUGCAGCAGCUGCAGAGGAAGAAGCACGGCAACCUCUCGCAACGUUCACUGGCAGACGUGGUUCACAAGGACGACUUUGUGGAUGCGCGCUCCGAGUACCUCGAGACGCUCUUGGUGGCUGUGCCCAAGAACAACGUCAAGGACUGGCAGGCUCGAUACGAACGAUUGACGUCGAUGGUCGUUCCUCGUUCGUCCCACAAGAUCUCGGCCGACGAAGAGUACGCGCUAUUCAACGUGACCGUGUUCAAAAAGGUCAAGGACGAGUUCGUGCAAAAGUGCCGAGAGAACAAGUUUGUAGUGCGCACCGACUUUGCCUGGGAUGACGAGCUGGUUUUACGCCAGAGACAACAGCUUCAAGAGGCGGGCGAUAGCGAAAAGGAGCUCUGGACCGAGCUGCUUCGGCUAGCACGCACCAACUUUAGCGAAGCAUACCAGGCACUGGCGCACCUCAAGGUGGUGCGUACGUUUGUCGAGAGCGUGCUCAGGUACGGUUUGCCUGCCGACUACUUUGCGGUGAGCAUCCGACCGAACGCCAAGAGAACAAAGGCGUUGAUGGCUACGUUGCAGAACCACUACGCGUAUCUGGAGAGUUACAACCAGAGCGGCAAGAGCAGCCGCAAGAAGCACAAUGACGCCAACGCGGCUGAUGCGCCUGGCGAGUAUGCGCAGCUGUUGGAGGAGGAACAGUUUCCGUUUGUCCUCACCGAGCAGUACAUGGUGGCUGCUUGA